AUGAGCCCCGACAAUGGCCUGCAAGAGCAACUGGUGCCAGACCAGAGAGCAGUGUCCGACAAAGCGACGUGCCCAGAAGCUGCGGAUGGCGCCAUCGCCCUCAAUGGAUGUGGACGAAAGACCGAGGGUCAAGAUGGCGGUUGGCCGGCAUACCGCGUGUUGCUGGCGGUCACCGUGAUAUCUGCCGUACCUCUUGGCAUCAUCCUCUCCUACGGCGUAUUCAAUGCUCACUACCAGGAUAUCUAUUCAUCGGCCGACGAUGCAGUUUGGAUCGGUGUCGUGUCGAACGGCAUCACAUUCCUACUCAUGCCGCCUUUGAUAUACGUGUAUACAACAGUCUGCCGGCGGCAACCGCUCAUACACUUCGUCUGGAUUGGCUGGCUUGUCACAGGAAUCAGCUUGCUCGGCGCCGCAUUCUCCACCACAAUCAACGCACUCGUUGUCACACAAGGACUUCUUUUGGGUCUCGGAGUCCUACUAUGCGAAAGUCCCAUGCUGCAAAUCCUGAAUACCUGGUUUGUGAGCAAGCGCGGUCUGGCAUACGGCAUAUACUGGGGAGCUGGUGAUACCUUGGCCGUUGGUAUCUCCUUCUUGGCAGACUAUUUGCUCGGCUCCCUUGGCACAAGACCGACGUUCCUCAUCUUCUGCGGGUUUCGCCUCCCAGCAGCGCCGCCGCCCGUCACGGUGGCUAGGUGUUCGGUCGCGUUCUUCAAGCAUCCGCUGUUCUAUCUCUUGCUGAGCGCAUCGCUCUUCCAUGCCCUGUGCUUCUACAUUCCACAGAUCUACCUCUCAACCUUCGCCAUCGAGAUCUUAGCUCUACCAGCCUACUCACGACCGCUACUCACCGCACUACAGAACGUUGCUGCCAUCGUGGGCCAACUCUCAUUCGGAUGGCUAUCCGACAUCACGUCACUGCAUAUCCUGGUCAUUACUUCGUCCGGCACCUGUGCCGUCGCAGCAAUCACACUUUGGGGAUGCACGUCUCUCACUGGGACUCCGUCGAGCCAGCUAGCGAUCUUGUGCAUCUUCGCUAUCGUCUUCGGGGUAUUGAGUUCGGGCAUGAUGAGUUUGUGGGCGCGGAUGGGCUUGUGCUUCAGCUCAUCCCAACAACAAGCAGGACCCGACGACAUUGUCGAUCAUACGCAGCCUGAGGACGAACAGCACAACAACAAACACAGCGUCCCUGCAACAAGCCAAGUCAAUAGCGACUGCUCGCAGCUAGUCUUCGGCUGGCUUAAUGCCUCACGCGGUCUGGGCAUACUGGUCAGCGGACCUUUGAGCAAAGCUCUCCUGAAUGGCCAUCAAGACAGGCCGGUCAGCACUAACAGCGCCACAUUCGGCGCAGGCCGACAUUGGCAGCGGGUGGUGAUUUUUGUGGCAUGUAUGAUGGCCGCGAGUGCAAUAGCAGGCUUGGCUGCGUGGGCAAUUGAUCGCAGGGAGAGAAGGGGCCGCCCCAGGAAGCGGUAG
Molecule: messenger RNA, 1467 nt
Organism: Cyphellophora attinorum
Lineage: Eukaryota; Fungi; Ascomycota; Eurotiomycetes; Chaetothyriales; Cyphellophoraceae
Exons: 3
Coding region: 1-1467 (488 amino acids)
Cellular component (GO): fungal-type vacuole membrane
Source: RefSeq, a predicted model, not a curated record